ACCGGCCCGGGCCUCACUACUCCUGGAAACGAGUACUGACGGACAGCAGCGCUCUUUUUUUUUUAAGAAGAAGUUGCGAGAAUCCGAGCGGUGGAUAUACAACGCCCCUGGAUCGUCAUGAGACGCGUGAUUUUUUUACUCGCUACGGCGAUCGCCUGUAGAGGCGCGUACGUCGGUCCGUCCCCGUACGGCAACCCCCUGGACCACCGUCAUUCGCAACAGAUCGCAUCGAACUACGCGCCGCCAGCUCCGGUCGGCGAGGACGGCAAUGUCAUCGACACGCCGGAAGUGGCGCAGGCCAAGGCCGCGCAUUUCGCCGAAUUCGCGAGGGCCGCGGCCCGGGCGGCUCACGACGAGAAGCAGCACCUGCCGCAGCAGUCCUCCGGUUACAACCCGCAGAUCUCGUCGCCGACGUACAGCUAUCCGGCCGUGCAACCGACCGCGGUGCCUUAUCUCCGACAGGCCGGCUAUCAGCAAUCCACUCCGCUUUAUCAGACGGCCAACCACGUGUCGGCGCCCGUCUACGCCCCGGUUAACUAUCAGCAACCGCAGCAGUACGACGCCCGAGCUAAUUUCAUUGACCCCAAAAACUACGCGCUGCCCGCGAAGACCGCUGUUUUUGCGCCGGCACCGCUGGCCGAGGACGGAACAGUCGUGGACACGCCGGAAGUGGCGGCCCUAAAGGCCGCCAGGUUGGCCGAGCUCGCCGAGGCCGAGGCUCGGGCUCACAAGCAUGCGAGCGCUCAUCCGAACGAAGAGCAGGGUCAAGUUUACUCGGGGCCAUCAGUCGGUUCCGCUCCUAUCAAUUAUAAUCCUGGUUUGGGACAUUAUGGUGCCUCCCGAGCGUUCCCAGGACCUUCAUAUCCUGGAUCUCAGCCUUACUCUGCACAGCAAGUGUACAAUCCCGGUUAUCAGCCUCAUCAUUACCAGUCUCAGCAUUUAAUAGGAAAUUACUGAUUCUGAGUGAUUAAUCGAUCAAUUGUGACACGUUCCGAAGCCUGUACAUACUUUAGAUGAAUAAAUUGUUUUCCUUU
Messenger RNA from Linepithema humile (Argentine ant), 1034 nucleotides. RefSeq lists its product as uncharacterized. NCBI's taxonomy places the organism in Eukaryota, Metazoa, Arthropoda, Insecta, Hymenoptera, Formicidae. The record is from RefSeq and is a predicted model, not a curated record.